GAUUUAAAUCUAUUGGCUGUUCCACACUCCGGAGCAGAAGGUGGCGGUAAGCUGGAUGCCAAAAACAAGAAGCAGAAGAAGAAGAAGCAGAAGCAGAAGAAGAAGACGCCGCCCACCGUCAAUAAAGCCCGCGCAACACAAGUCGCUUGCGUCCGUCGGGGAAGGAGGAAGGUGUUUCUGUCUUUGUAACACACGGGGUUCAGAUCACAUCACGUCACUAUGUUGAUAAACCCAGAACAGGAGGCCCUGAUUGGCCGGGUGUUUGAAAGCUAUCUGACCGAGCAUCAUCAUGGGGACAUUCUCCAGCUUAUUGCAGAGACUAAUGAAGAGACCCAUCACCCUGUUGUUGUUAAUGCCAUGACCUUGUUUGAAGCCAAUAUGGAGGUUGGGGACUAUUUCAACGCCUAUCCCAAUGAUGUCCUGGCUAUAUUUGAUAAAGUGUUACACAGAACAGCCAUGGAGUUGUCAGAGAAUUCCUCUCCCAAGCACUAUAGAGGACCAGGAACAACAGAACAGAGAAUGAGACACACUCUUCAUGCCCGCAUCACAGGUCUGCCAGUUUGUCCAGAGCUGACCAGAGACACCAUUCCCAGGUCCAGAGAUGUAGGGCACUUUUUGUCUGUCACUGGUACUGUCAUACGCACCAGUGUUACCAAGGUUCUGGAAUAUGAGCGAGAUUACAUGUGCGUAAAGUGUCGUCAUGUCUUCACGGCGCAGGCUGAUUUUGACCAGUCCUAUACCUUUCUCCAACCGGUGGCCUGUCCAAAUCCUAAUGGCUGUAACUCAUACAAAUUCAGCUGUCUGUCUGGAUCUGAGCCUGCUGCCUGCAGGGACUACCAGGAGAUCAAGAUACAAGAGCAAGUGCAGAGGCUGUCAGUGGGCAGUAUUCCUCGUUCUAUGGUGGUGGUUCUGGAGGACGACCUGGUUGACAGUUGUAAAUCUGGAGAUGAUGUGACUGUCUAUGGGGUAAUGUGCCAACGCUGGAAGCCCUUUUAUGAUGGUGCUCGCUGUGAUGUGGAGCUGGUCCUCAAAGCUAACAACAUAGAAGUGAACAACCAGCAGGCUGCUGCUGCUCUGCUCAUGAAGGACGUUCAGAAAGAAUUUGAAGACUUCUGGAAUAGCUACAAACAUGAUCCCAUAGCUGGUAGGAACCAGAUCUUGUUGAGCCUGUGCCCUCAGGUAUAUGGCAUGUAUGUGGUUAAACUGGCGGUGGCCAUGGUGUUGGCUGGCGGAGUGCAGAGAAUAGAUUCUUCUGGGACCAAGAUCAGGGGUGAGUGUCAUAUGUUGCUGGUUGGUGACCCUGGCACAGGGAAGUCUCAGUUCCUGAAGUAUGCAGCUAAGAUCAUGCCUCGCUCUGUACUCACGGCUGGAAUUGGAUCAACAAGUGCAGGACUGACAGUAGCAGCGGUGAAAGAUGGAGGUGAUUGGCAUCUGGAGGCAGGAGCCCUGGUCCUGUCAGAUGGUGGUUUGUGCUGCAUUGAUGAAUUCAACAGCAUCAAGGAACAUGACCGCAUCAGCAUCCAUGAAGCUAUGGAGCAGCAGUCUAUUAGUGUAGCCAAAGCUGGUAUGGUGUGUAAGCUGAACACUCGAACCACCAUCCUGGCAGCCACCAACCCUAAAGGCCAGUACGAUCCCAGCGAGCCGCUGUCUGUGAAUGUAGCUCUGGCCAGUCCUUUGCUGAGUCGUUUUGACCUGGUUCUGGUUCUGCUUGACACCAGAAACGCAGAGUGGGACCGCAUCAUCUCCUCUUUUAUUCUGGAGGACAGAGGACUGCCUGCUGAGUCUUCCAGCCUGUGGUCCAUGGACAAAAUGAAGGCUUAUUUCAGCGUGAUUAAACGCUUGCAGCCGCAGGUGUCUGAGGAGGCCAACAGCAUCUUGACACGUUACUACCAGCUGCAGAGACAGAGUGACGGCCGCAACGCUGCCCGCACCACCAUUCGCAUGCUGGAGAGUCUGAGCAGACUGGCUGAAGCUCAUGCCAGGCUUAUGUACAGAGAGACGGCGACCAUAGAGGACGCUGUCAUGGCUGUCUCCGUCAUGGAGUGCUCCAUGCAGGGCGCUGCUCUGCUGGGAAAUGUAAAUGCAUUACUCACUUCUUUCCCUGCUGACCCCGGUCAGCAGUAUCAAACUCGGUGUCAGAUACUACUGGAAGGACUGAACCUGCCGCUGCUCCUUCAGAAGGAGAUGGACAGACUGGCCAGGCUAAAGAGCAACACCUCGGAUGCCUCCCAAUUUGACCCACCAACUUAUAAUAACCAGCAUCAACUCAGAGACACAAACUCCAUCAACAAAUCACACUGCCAUGACAGCACCAGUAACUGCAAGGGUGAUGUCACGGUGGAGAGUGGCUUGGACUGGUUCCACUCCAUCACUCCUUCACUGGUACAUGGUAUGGCCUCGCCCAUACUUACAUCAACUCAAGAAAACCUCAGUAGAAAACCAAACUCCAGUUGGUCAGAAAUGUCCACAGUAACCAAACAGCCAAACUGUCCAACAGAGAAGGACAUUCUUAGUAACACUGGCUCAACAUUAAACCACAGUGUUGUUUCAAAUCCCUUUGGAUCAAUUACUUGUGCUUCAGAAGAAGAAAACCGACAAAGUAAGAAAAAUGAAAACCUCAAAGAAAAGAGCUCUAUAAGAGCUCUCCAAGAGGAGAUAAAGCAAUCUCAGAGACAGGAAGAUAAAAAACAUGCAGAGUCUGUGUUUCAGAAAGUCUCUAAGAAGCUGAGAGACAGAAGACUCAGGGAGCUAGAGCUGAAUCCUCAGCAGUGUGACAAAGAGGGAGGAGGAGGACAUGGAGAGAGGGUGGUGUCCGGAGAUAGUGCAAGUAAAAAUGUGACUGAUGUUUUAGAUCCGACAGAAUGCCACACUAGCAGCACGCUGUCAUCAGGUAACGGCCCCUCAAAUAACCUGGUUCAGGAUACCCUGUCCUCUGGUAUAUUUGAGAAGGGAGACAAGAGGGAGCAGACUGGGACUAAGAACAUUAGUGCUGUGCUAAGGGAAAAGAUGGCCGCUGAAGCUGAAACAGGUGAAGGAUUUCAUGCAAAGUUGUCAGGCUUUAUAUUCAAACCAAGGAAGAUGAUACCUUCAGUCCACAACCACGAGCUCAAUGCCAGCUCAGAGUUCCAAGCUGAAUGUAUCCCAGCCAGCAGAGAUCUUCACACCCACACACGGAGCAGAAUAAGUACACAGAAGCCAGUUAGUCAUGAUGACUCAAGUGAAGACCCACUUACAGGCACAGAGAAGAAAAAAAGACAGAACCAGUACCAAGAUGUUUUGGAAGGUGAAGGCAGGAGAAAUCUGAGCAGUGUCAGUGAGGAGGGAGAGAGUAGCUCUGAAGGCAGCGUUUGUUUUACGUCAGAAGAACUCCGUAAGGAUGGUUUUUCCUUUGACGAACUGGCACAAGGAAAAACUGUAGAUGGAAUAAAGGGGAGUGAUGGUACAGAAAAUCUGUGUCAACAACAAAGAACCAGCACCAGUGAUGAGACUAAAGUAGAUGGCUUUACGUGCACCCCACCUUCAAAACCAAGCACUUGCAUGAAUGAUCCAGCACUAUCCAGAGCAGGCUGCACCAAGUCCACUGUGGCCACCUCCACCCUGGAUAAACUCUCAAGAUUUUCUUUCACCUGCACAACUGAACCCACAACCACAGCGAAAGUGGGAAAAAAUCCUCCAACUGGAGUGAAGAAAAGCCCACUGAGAAGAGACCGCGCUGAAUGCUCGAGAGCGAAUUCUAAAGACGAGGAAACAAUAAAUUCCCUCGAACACAGACGCUCAGCAAAGAAGAUCAAAACUGUAGUCACCAUGGGCAAAGUAAAGGACAGAUUACCCCCCCCAGCCACAGAGCUCACACCAGGACAGGAACACGAAGAAGGGACAGAGUCACCAGCUAAAACAAUGUCAAAGUGCAGAGCGAGGCAGAUUGUGAAUGAUGGUCCUGUUGACUAUCAAAGCACUGUUCAUCUGAAGAAGAGAAAGUGUUUUGAGCUGGGCCCUCCACCAAGUAGUGUUGGUGGUUCCAAGGGUCUCUUCUCAGGACUGUCUCCGUUUGGCUCUGUUGAGUUAAGUAAUGAUGUUUUUGACACUGACUGGGACCAAGAAUUUUCAAAGAAAGCCAAAAACUGAAAUCCCAGGCUCCUGUCACAAUGUGCAUGUGGAUAAAGAAGAAUGCCACGAUAAUGCACGUCACACCACGUGUUUCUGUGGGGCACAUCAGUUGAAUUCUGUGCCUGAUGGAUGAUUUAGUUACCUUCUAUAGCCUGAAAAUAAAUGCUAAAUCAAUGGGGAAGUUGAGGAAUUGCAUUUUUUUUUUCUUUCUCUCUUAUGCCUGAAAAGACUGGAUCCCAGCUCAGCAGCUAGGGCUCAGGCAAGUAGUUGCAUCGUGGCAACAUGACAAGGAACUGUAUAUUUUGGCCAAAAAUGUAUCAAUGUUUUGUCAUAGAGAGAAAAUUCCUGGGUCCGCACAUUCUUUAGCCUAUUAACUACAAUUUGUUUACAUUACUGAAUGUUGUGCACCGCUUUUCCGAAGAGUACAAUGGGCCUCAUCAAGCAUUUGUACGCACCGACUUCAUCUUUAGUCGUUGGAUUCUUCAGUGUUUUUCUCAUUUCUAAAAUAUUGGUAGGUCAGAACAAAAUUUACAAGUGGUCAGUACCACCUCCAUACAGAUACACAGCAUUUCGUGGUGGUGUGUUUUUGGCUGUUUUAGUAAAAAAAAGAAAAAAAAAGAAAAACACAAACAAACAAAAACAGCUGAUGUUGGGAAACUACCAGAUGUAAUGCUUUGUAUUUUCAACAUUUUUCAUCAUGUUUCUCUAAAACGGUUUCUUCUUGAUUAAUACAAAAUGCUGGAGAUGUGCUUGACAUCAGAUGGUUGUGCAUGAAAACAAGUUGGUAUUCUCUACUUUUGGCACAGUUGAGCGACUAGGUUUCCAGCAGACGUCGUUUCACUUUCUAUUUAUACCUGAUCAUGUACGUCUGGUAUCGGCAGGUGUCCUGUCACACAAGGUCUCUGAGUUCUGCAUGCAUUACACGCAUUAUGUCCUUGGGACUUAAUACUGAAGCUGACAGAUGGUUUUUAACCAGAGCACUUCUGUCUAUUGUAAAUAUUUCUAUUUUUGCCAGGCACUUGGAGGCCUGUCGCUCACUCUAUCAUGUCGCUUAGCAGCCAGUACACCUCCAUCCGCUGCCUUGUUAUUAUACAGUAUGACUCAGUUUCUGCUUUAUCGUGAUUCUGAUUGUCUCCUUAGGCUCAUAACACUGUGUGGAGCAUGCGUCCAGUUUGAGAGCCAAUGUGUUUGGAUUGAUUUCCUACCGUCCAAAAGCCCUCCGUUUCCAUUGGUUUCACUCCGCUAUGAAAAUCAUUUUGAACACUAAAAACUUGCAUCAAAUAUGUCGUUGCCUUUAUUUAUUCUUUGUUCGAAGUUCUAAUUGAUGGUUAUGCUGUUGUGAGUAUUCAGACACUGACCUCACCUUUUUAAGCGUUUUAAUGCAGGAAACAUAAUUCGCAGUAUAAUUUUCACCACCAUUGUUUGUCUUUAGGAUCAGACAUAUCAGGUUUUCAGGUAACAGAGCUUCACAGUGGAUUGCUGUUUUCAGAUCAGACCAAUGACGGACUGGCCAUCUGGAGCCGCUUGACAAUUGGGGCCGAUGCAACGCGAAAUAUACAUAUUUCUAAAUAAGCCCAGCCCCCGCUGAAAUAAAAAUAAGUGUUGUGUGGCUCACUGGCCCAGGCGAGUGCAAAAGAAUCCGUCUGCAGCCUGCAAGAAAUCUUUCUUAAAGGUGUACGACCCUGCCAGGGCAUUCUGGCUUUCAUCUGUUUCUCAUCUAUAUUAAUUAGCCACUACAACUUUGAAGAUUCAGAUAUGAUGUUCAAUGAGCUCAAAUGCAGAAUACUGAGUACUAAAUAACUGGUGAUAAGUUUUAUUUGGCUUAACAUUAACUGUCAUGAAUAUGUGGAUGAGUAUGCCCUCUGUGGACAGCAGGGAACUUUUCUCAUCUAUAAAGAUACAUCUCCAUUACUAGCACAAUCACACAUUAGUGUAUACCUCACCUGUGGGCUGUAACAAUACAUUUACUGCACAUAAUGAAUGAGUGUACAAUUUGUCAAUGGCAAUAUUGGCAAUAUUUAAAAUGUGUGACAAUCAUGCUCUUCCUGCUGUUGUCAAAAGUACGCAGAGCAGCUCAGAAGGGUAAUUAGCCAAAGUAUAUGUUAAUGUGUGUCAAUGAGGCAAAUGUAAUCAACUAGCUUCAGAGAACAGAAGGACUUAUUUUUCUCAGCUUGGACACAUUUUUAUGAUUAACUUGCUUGACAACACAACACCAACAGUAUCUGCUUUAUUCUCCUGGAAAGAGCUUUUCAACUACUCGAACUCCUUUGAACUGGGACUAAACUUUUCCACACUGUAUGAAAAUGCCACAUUCUGUGUCUUGCUGGUUGCAGCACUUCACUGAAGCUACAUCACAUUGAUAAUGCUGUCAUUCAUCAGGUUCAAACAAUUCCCAGGUUACUCAGAUUUACCCACUGAGGCUCCUACAAUAUUAGAUUUGGAAGGACUCUGCCCCUCCUUCCCACUCGCGCUGGAUUAGAGACGUUAUUUCCUGUAUGAAUCUAGAGAAAAUCCGCUACACUACCCGGGGAGCACAUUACAGUACAUUUUACAGUGUUGCUCCCCUUCUUGACAUUUGUUUUGUGAAACCCACUACAGUACUCUGAGUAGCUGUCCCCCCAUCCUAUUUAAUUAUUUUCAAUUUCCAUUAUUUCUCGAGUUAUUUUUACUGUGACUAUUAAGGUGUAUUAUAGAUAUUUUCUCUAUUGAUAUCUAGAAUUUUAGCUUUAUUUAUCCAUAGUUUAGAAUAUAUCUUGUGUGGUUGUCGGUGUGUUUCUUUUUGCUUGUGCAGAUGAAUGUGUUGUAGGCUUGGGCAAGGUAUUGGGCAAAGUGUGCCAUUGUUUUCCUAUGGGGAGAGCGCUGGUGCCCAACUAGGUGGAAGCCUAGGACCCUUGGCGGGGCGCACCCAUGGAUGUAUUAUUAGAACUGGAUCCCGGACCCCAAAAUCAUUCCAAUAAGAGUUGCUGGCCUGUUGCCUGGCCCCGCUCGCCCCCGCUCGCCCCAUAGACUUUACAUUGUGAUGACGUCACGGGUUUUUAAAUCACUUUUCUCGGCUCGAGGAAAGUUUUACAAAUAUAAAACCUCCAUGCAUCAAAAAGUCAUAAUAGAAAGAGUCGUAAUUGACCUUGUUUGCAGUUCGAGGCGUCCUGUCAACAGUACAGACGUCUUUUAUAAUGCUGGAAAAUGCUUUUUGGGCCACAGGGGAGUUUUUUGUUUGUGAAUAGGUACAUAGUUUACAAACUUAGCUAAAUCCAGUGCUAAAGUUAGCAAUUACGUAUCACACAGGGUGUGUGCAGGGUUCCCGCGGAUCCUUAAAAAGGCUUAAAGGGCAUUGAAUUCAUUCAUCUAAAAAUAAGGCCUUUAUUGGUAUUAAAAUGUCUUAAAUCAAUCUUUCAAAAGUCUUAAUGCUAAGACAUUGUUUUUUUUCUGGCGUUGCAUUGCGUUUUGUCAUGCAAGACAGCCAAUAAAAACAAAUUGAAGGGUCAAAGUUGUCAUAUUGACAUUUAAGGUGUGUUGACUGAUUCGCGGCAUCAACUCCUGCAGUGAGUAACAUGCAACAAAUCGUUGCACCGGUAGCUAGCUAACAUGAACUAGUAAAGAUGAAAAGGCAGCACAGCAUCCUUUGAUUCAUCGCUCACUGAUCUGACGGUUUCUUGCAAAGAAACAUGACAAAGCAGCUUGUUAAACUUUAACAGGCUGGAAAUGAAAGCUAGCUUAGCUCCGUUUUCAUAGCCUAUUAGCAUAUUAGAUGAGCUCACCUCUGCAUGCACUGCAGCUUUUCCUCAGAAUGGAUGUUUCCGAUGUGGCUUCAUUUGCUCGGCACAAGUAAGUAACUGAAAUCAUUAAGAACAAACUACUUGUGUUCAUUCGCCUUAUUUGCUUAAUGCCGCUAACUACAACCUACUACAGCCAUUAGCUGCUAAUGCUGCUGAGCUAGCUGUCUGGCUGACUGCCGCUUCAUAUUCUCAGCACCAUGAAACUAUUCAUAAAGUCAGUUAUAGUUGACUAAUGUAUGUAAACUUUCCACGGUAGGAACAGCGGUUAACAUUACAUUACGAGCCACAACUUAACUGUGCAUGCACCAUCGUCAUAGGAACUGAAACAAAUAGCACUACACCUGUGGGAGAAGCAGACCAAGAUGACAAAUGAACGAGCUUUUUUCAGUCUGUCAGUACUUUUAUGAUAAUAUGUUAAUUGUUUUCCAUGUGUUCCACUUUAGAAAGUGUUACAUUUUUUUCAACAUUUAAAGUAGAUCAUCAAAAAAGGCAUGUUUAUGUUACAAUAAAGGUUUGGGCAAAAUUGUCCCUAACCCCAAGUAACUGAUGUCGGUCCAUGUUUUUUUUCUUCAAUUUUAGUUAUUGUAAAAUUGGUCUUAAAUUUCAUUCUGAGUGGCAUUAAAAAAAAAUCUUAAAGCUG
Messenger RNA from Siniperca chuatsi (mandarin fish), 8523 nucleotides. It is a transcript of the gene mcm9, whose product is annotated as minichromosome maintenance 9 homologous recombination repair factor. NCBI's taxonomy places the organism in Eukaryota, Metazoa, Chordata, Actinopteri, Centrarchiformes, Sinipercidae. Gene Ontology annotation, molecular function: ATP hydrolysis activity; single-stranded DNA helicase activity; ATP binding. Bases 220 to 4125 code for a protein of 1301 amino acids. Gene Ontology annotation, cellular component: MCM complex; nucleus. Gene Ontology annotation, biological process: double-strand break repair via homologous recombination. The record is from RefSeq and is a predicted model, not a curated record. The transcript is spliced from 15 exons.